This is a messenger RNA of Telopea speciosissima, 1451 nucleotides long. RefSeq lists its product as uncharacterized. NCBI's taxonomy places the organism in Eukaryota, Viridiplantae, Streptophyta, Magnoliopsida, Proteales, Proteaceae. The coding region runs from base 7 to 1365 and encodes 452 amino acids. The transcript has 4 exons. The record is from RefSeq and is a predicted model, not a curated record.
UCUAGAAUGGUGGACAUUGAAAUUAUAUCUGAGAGUGACAACGAGGAUGACGAGGAAGAAGAAACAACACACGAAGACUUUGGUGAUGGCGAAAAGAAUGAAAUUCCAGGAAGAAUCGAAGAACCCAAUACGCAGAAUAUGGAGAAUUCAUCGAUGCAAGAACCUGAAGACGAAAACGAUCUAGAAACGCUAUGGGAACACCAGGAUUUGAUAGAACAACUAAAGAUGGAACUGAAGAAAGUUAGAGCUACAGGGCUUCCCACCAUAUUAGAAGAAUCAGAAUCUCCAAGGGUUAUGGAAGAUCUGAAACCAUGGAAGAUCGAUGAGAAGUUCUUGCACGAAGAUCGAAUUAACGAGCUGCACAAAUUCUACAAGAGCUACAGAGAGAGAAUGCGAAAAUUCGAUAUCUUGAAUUACCAGAAGAUGUACGCAAUAGGAUUUCUCCAGUUGAAGGACCCACUACAGUCAAUUUCCAAUAGAAAAUCUUCAAUCCCGGGACUCACAAACAUCUUAUCAAACAAUUUCUCACUGGGCAAAUCUCAAACAGCAAAAGUGGACCCAACUGUAAAGUUCAUGGAAGAGUUGCAGAAUGAUUUGGAAAUGGUGUACGUGGGACAUAUGUGCCUUUCUUGGGAAAUCCUUCACUGGCAAUUCGGCAAAUCCCAAGAGUUGCAGGAAUCUGACACUUAUGGCUUCCAUAGAUACAAUCAAGUCGCUGAUGAAUUCCAACAAUUUCAAGUUCUUAUGCAAAGAUUCAUGGAAAAUGAACCCUUUCAAGGACCCAGAGUCCAAAAUUAUGUCAAGAAUCGAUGCCUUCUUCGUAACCUUCUUCAAGUUCCAGUGAUUAAAGAGGAUUCUUCUAAGGACAAAAAGAAACCAAUACGAGGAGGCAAAGAUACGAUAACAAUUGAAAUGCUAUCUGUGAUCCUCCAGGAGUCAAUGAGGAUAUUCUGGGAGUUUGUUCGAGCUGAUAAGAAUGAAGCUACUGUGAUUUUAAAGGGCUUUUGGAGAACUCAUGUUGAACUACAGAACCCUUCUGAUUUGGAUCUUCUCACAGAACUCCGGACAAAUGUUCAAAAGAAGGAGAAGAAGCUCAAAGAAAUUUUAAGAAGUGGGAAUUGCAUAGUAAAGAUAUUUCAGAAGAGACAAGAAGACAGAACAAAGAGAUUCCAGACGAGGCAAGAAAACAGAUCAGACUUGAUAUUGUUCUUCUCUCAGGUUGAUAUGAAGUUGAUAUCUAGGGUUCUCAACAUGUCAAGAAUAACAAGUGAACAAUUGAUGUGGUGUGAUAAAAAAUUAAACAAAAUUAAUGUUGUAAAUAGGAAGAUUCACAGAGAACCCUCAUUUUUGUUAUUUCCAUGUUGAGGUUCUCUUUCUUUCUUUCACCCAUUAUGACAUAACCUUUCAUGUAUAGAUCCAUGGAAAUAAACAAUCCAAAAAAAAAAAAAUGU